CGGAUAGCUACUGAAGUCCACAACGUAUCCUCCACGGCACUCAUCUCCAUUCGCAGUACUAGCUUUCGUUUUUGACUGUGCACAGACAUAUUCAGAGAUAUAUCACUCGCUGUUCUCGAUAAAUCUAUCUAGUGUCUCUCUCCGUUCAGCUUAGACAUGCGCACACGGCUCUCCUCUUCAAUUUGCGCAGGACGCCCAUCGUCUAGUCAACACCAUAAUGCUCGAACAUACCCGUUUUCUUUCUCAGGACGCAGAGAGUUUUCUAUGACCUUGACGAGGUCGACACACUACGAAACACUCUCCGUCCCACAGGGUGCUACCAAGAGCCAGAUCAAGUCGAACUUCUACAAGCUCAGCAAGCAAUUUCAUCCUGACGUGAACAAGGAUCCGGCUGCAAGAGAGCGGUUUCACAAAUGUAGUGAGGCGUACGCUGUCCUGUCAGAUGAUAGAAAUCGGCGAGCGUACGACCGUACCCUUGUAUCUCCCAGCCCUCACAGUCGAAGAGCAGGAACGGCACAUUCUGCUGAAAGCCCAUACGGCCACCCCCAUUGGUCCUACGCCAACCGCCACCGCGGUGCUACUCACGCCUGGGAAAACACUCGUCGACAACAAACCCGCCACCAAGCACAACAGCACCCAUAUCAAUACCAGUCCCACAGCCCCUGGGCGCACCCUGCCCAGCAACAAGGACGGGACCCCUUCUCGUCUCCCCAUGUACGGAGAGCAACGGGCAUGCAUCAGAACUUCACGAGAGGACGACCAGAGCAGACGGACCAGGACCGGGUGCAAAAUUCGAGUCAAAUAUGGAGAGUUAUGCAGGUCACUGGUAUUGUGCUCCUAGUUUCGAUGGUCGGAGGAGGUUGGAGUGCCAAUGCAUGAUUUCCGGGGUUCGAGCGGCAGCGCGAGUGCUAUGUAUGAGUCUGAUGUGAGUCUGAGUUGUACUUGAUCCCUUGUAUGGGUAUACUAGAAUAUAC
Messenger RNA from Stereum hirsutum FP-91666 SS1, 974 nucleotides. Its product is annotated as DnaJ-domain-containing protein. The record is from RefSeq and is a predicted model, not a curated record. Bases 157 to 879 code for a protein of 240 amino acids. NCBI's taxonomy places the organism in Eukaryota, Fungi, Basidiomycota, Agaricomycetes, Russulales, Stereaceae. The transcript is spliced from 4 exons.